This is a messenger RNA of Arachis duranensis, 843 nucleotides long. RefSeq names its product protein FAR-RED IMPAIRED RESPONSE 1-like. Gene Ontology annotation, biological process: regulation of DNA-templated transcription. The transcript is spliced from 3 exons. The record is from RefSeq and is a predicted model, not a curated record. The coding region runs from base 1 to 843 and encodes 280 amino acids. NCBI's taxonomy places the organism in Eukaryota, Viridiplantae, Streptophyta, Magnoliopsida, Fabales, Fabaceae.
AUGCAUUCUGGGCCGAAGCAAGAAGCAGGGCUGCAUGCGAGUAUUUUGGAUACGACGUCGUUUCAUUCGACACCACCUACAACACAGAUAGAUAUUCGGUACAAUCUUGUUUUUGGUUCUUUUGUGGGUGUGAAUCACCACGAUCAGUCGACACUUCUCGGAUGCGAUCUGAUGAAAAACGAGGACAUCCAAUCAUUCAAAUGGCUAUUCGAGUGUUGGCUCCGUUGCAUGGGAGGGAAGGCACCAAAAGGCAUUUUCAUUGACCAAUGCGCAUCGAUGCAAAAGGCCAUCGAGAUGUGCAUGCCAACAACAAUUCAGCGGUGGUGCAUCUGGCACAUCAUGAAGAAAAUCCCAAGCAAACUAAACGGCUACAAGCGACACAAAGAAAUUGAACAAGAGAUGAGCCACAUCAUUUGGAACUUGUUUACAAAAGACGCACUCGACAGAAACUGGAACGAUUUUGUCACAAAGUUUGGCGUCGGAGAAAAUAAGUGGCGUUCAGAGCUAUACGAAGAUCGCCAUUUAUGGAUUCCAGUUUACCUGGAUCACUACUUUUGGGUCGGGAUGAGAAGUACACAAAGGAGCGAGAGCAUGCACACAUUUUUCAACAAGUUCAUCACAUGGAACAGCUCCUUAAUUCAAUUUGUGAAGAAAUACGAUAAUUGCCUAGCAAGCAGAGAGCAAAGAGAGAAAGAAUUUGAUGCUACAGAUAUUCACACCGUGAUACCAUGCGCAACAAAAUCAGUAAUAGAGGACCAAUUUCAGCACGUGUAUACCCACGAGAAGUUUAGGGAAGUUCAAGCACAAUUCAGAGGAAAGUUGCACUGUGGUACACAAAAUUGA